CACUGACGUCACUCGUGAUCAGUUUAACUUUUCUCCUAGCUCGACCGUCCACCCGAACCAUGAGUGGCCCCACCAUCGCCUUCAUCGACUGCUCCGCCGGCAUCGCAGGCGACAUGCUCCUGGGCGCGCUGAUCGAUGCAGUACGUCUCAAAUUCUCUUCUCUCCGCUUGGUAUUUGUCAUUCCAAUGUGUCAGUCGUGUAUCAUUCGUAGGGUGCACCACUAGACGAAAUCAAGCGCGGUCUCGAGUCGUUGCAUGGAAUUAAGGGCGAGUGGGAACUCAGCACUACUAGGGUCUGGAAGGGACCCGGUAGCAUUGCUGGCACCAAGGCGAACGUGGGCUCCAUCUACCAACACAAGGAAGCGGGAGCACCCACGCCCAGCCACGAUGUGCAACACGACCACGGACAUGGCCACAGUCAUAGCCACAGUCAUGCUCAUGGACACAGCCACACUCACAGCCAUGGACAUGAUGAUAACACCCAUACUCAUGAUACAGUGGAGGUGGAGACUUCGGUCGAUAUGAGCCAUGACCACUCACAUGACCACGAUCAUGAGCAUGAACACGAACACGCUCAUGGUAAAGAGGAAGAUGAACCUAUGCGUAAUUUGGACGACAUCAAGGCGCUUAUUGCGGAGAGUGAUCUGUCGGACUGGGCGAAGGAAAAGAGUGUUGCAGUGUUCACGCUAUUAGCACAGGCGGAGGCUCAUACACACGGCACGUCACUGGAGGAGAUUCACUUCCACGAAGUAGGGGCGAUUGACAGCAUUGUCGACACUAUUGGCUCUGUGAUCGCGCUGGAUCUGCUUGGCGUUCGUGAAGUACACGCGUCGUUCUUGCCAUUCUCUUCUGGAACAGUCAAGUGCAUGCAUGGAGUUCUACCUGUACCGCCACCAGCUACAUUCCGAUUGAUGAUAGGCGUUCCAGUGUGCCCUGCACCAAAAGGAGCUAAGGGUGAGCUGGUGACACCGACUGGAAUCAGUCUAGUCAAGGCGUUGGCGUCCACGUUUGGUGAGCCACCCGCGUUCAUUCCGACGCACACUGGCGUUGGAGCUGGGACUAAAGACUUUCCAGAGCAUGCCAAUAUCGUUCGCGUUGCAAUUGGAACGAAAAUCGACCCGAUGGCAACUGAAAAGAGCUACGUCAAUCCUGCCGUCUCCUUGAGGUCUGCCGAGUCUACCACUUGUCCUUUUGCAACGGAGAAAGUCGUCGUUCUGGAGACCAACUUGGAUGAUUUGAAUCCGCAGGUAAUCGGCUACGUCUCGGAGCGACUGCUGUCGGAGCACCACGCACUUGAUGUUUGGAAACAAGCCAUUCAGAUGAAGAAGAACCGCCCUGGUGUUUGCCUCAGCGUUUUGUGUCGCGCUGAGCACGAGCAGGAGAUUUUAGAGACGAUCUUCCGGGAGACUACAACGCUAGGUGUCCGUCGUAAUGUGAUGGAUCGUGUAUUCCUCUCUCGCAAGUUCAUUUGUGUCUCGGCUUUCGGUCGCUCUGUGGACGUUAAAGUAGCAUUUUUAGGCAACGAGGCUGUGAAUGUGCAUCCAGAGUUUGAGCAUUGCAAGGCGAUUGCAAUGGAGCAGAACAUUCCUUUGCUUCAAGUGAUUGACGAGGUGAAAGCUCGCGCUCUCACUCAAUUAAAGACAGAAACACUGAACUGAGCACCACAUCAACUCUGAAAGCCAA
This is a messenger RNA of Phytophthora nicotianae INRA-310, 1682 nucleotides long. RefSeq lists its product as hypothetical. The transcript is spliced from 4 exons. NCBI's taxonomy places the organism in Eukaryota, Oomycota, Peronosporomycetes, Peronosporales, Peronosporaceae. The record is from RefSeq and is a predicted model, not a curated record. The coding region runs from base 521 to 1657 and encodes 378 amino acids.